This is a messenger RNA of Eleginops maclovinus (Patagonian blennie), 3091 nucleotides long. It is a transcript of the gene cyldl, whose product is annotated as cylindromatosis (turban tumor syndrome), like. Gene Ontology annotation, molecular function: K63-linked deubiquitinase activity; cysteine-type deubiquitinase activity. The transcript has 15 exons. NCBI's taxonomy places the organism in Eukaryota, Metazoa, Chordata, Actinopteri, Perciformes, Eleginopidae. Bases 342 to 2645 code for a protein of 767 amino acids. The record is from RefSeq and is a predicted model, not a curated record. Gene Ontology annotation, cellular component: cytosol. Gene Ontology annotation, biological process: protein K63-linked deubiquitination.
UGAGGGUUCAAUAGUCCUAUCAUCAUCUUAAACGACUUGUUGCUGGCUGUCAAUGAUUUCAAAACAACGGCGUCACUUAGAACAUAUUUUAUUUGUCAUAUUAAUUAGAAUAUCACAAUUAUACUUUGGUAGAACGUCGCUAUUUAGGUUGUUCGUGUAAAAUACAACAAAGGGUAAGUCUUAUCGAUGAGGGUGAAACGCUGAUGACGACUGGCUGAAGUGAAAUGAAACGGGAAGUGAAAGUUAAGGCAGCUGGUUUGGACAUAAACCGAAAAGAGCGUGAUUAAAAGAGAAAGCAAGGCUUAAAGUUGCUUUAAAAGUAAAGUACCCUGAUCAUCACCAUGGCGUCAAUAAAUCGGUUGUACUUCAUCGUAACGACAAAACCUGAAUGCCCAGGACACAUCAAGACUGGCCAAAUAUGCUACAUCGGGGAAUCCAUCUACAACAACAAACGGUCAGUCAGAGAAAGGUUGCGUUCUUCUGCAAAGUUGAGAGUUUCUUUCAUUAGUUCAAUGUCAGCGUUAACUUAUGAUGUAGAGGAACAUAACAUGGAUAAGUUGAGUGCACAGGAAGCGGAGCUGCUUCAGGCCCUCUGUGAGGACGAAGAGAGGCUGAAGUGGUUCAGAGAAGGAGAUGCUCUUAAAACAGCUCUGGGACUCACAGUGGGAACUCCUGUAACUGUGGAAGAAGGAGGAAAGAAGCUCAGAGGCAUCAUUCGCUACAUUGGACCGAUAACAGACGCUUUUCCCAUUUCAGGAAAGUUCUUUGGCAUUGAAUUGCAGGGAGAAGACAGAGGAGAGGGGCACACAAAUGGUUCCUUCCAAUUCAGAACCUUCUUCAGCUGUGACAUACAUUCUGGCAUUUUCGCCCCAUUCUCCAGAGUCAGGCCAGUGGUUCCCAGCUCCUUGUCACCCUCCAUGCCAAAGCACUCGGCAGAAACAGAAGGGCUAAACAUGGGGGAUAGAGUCACCUAUUUCAUUGAUGAGAAAUGUCUGCAUGGAAUGGUGCUGGAUGUGCAGGGAGAUUUUGUUAAGAUCUCUACAGACAAAGAUGAGAAUGGAAAGAGAGGGGGCGAAGUACAAGUUUCACUGCGUUCUGUUUUUAAGGGGGAGGUGCCUGCAGAGCCAGAGAAUAUGGUUGUUGAUCCACCUCCAGAGGAACCAGGCACUGAGGAUCUGUAUUCAGAUCACUAUUUGGAUCUCACCGUGAACUCUGUGGUGGAGGUGACUCUGGGUGACGGCAAUUCAUAUGGAAUCAUCCGCUGGAUUGGCACUCCGCCGAGUCGAAAGGAAAUCAUGGCUGGACUAGAGCUGGAGGAAGACAAAGGAGUGAGUGAUGGUACUUUCUUUAAUGAACGGUUCUUCAGUUGUCCCAACAAGAGAGCUCUGUUCGUGAAGCUGCAGUCCUGCCGUCCUGACUCACGAUUUCAGAGCACAUCAGCCGAUCCCUGCAAAAAGAUGCCGAAACUUGAAGAAACAGAGAGAGAUAGGGAGCACAGUGCAGGGAAGCUGGAGACUGUCCCUCCUAUCAGCACGGAGCAGGUUAGUAGUAUUCUGAUUGGACGAAUGAAGGGGAUCCAAGGCCACUGCAACUCCUGCUACAUGGACGCUGCCCUCUUCAGCUUGUUUUCCUGCUCCUCUGUGUUGGACUCCAUGCUGUUCAAAUCAACACAACCUCAAGACGCCCCGAUUCAGAGAACACUUCUCCAGGACAUUGUCAAUCCCCUCCGCAGUAAGGGCUUUGUGGAAGGCCGUCACAUCAUGAAGCUCCGGCAGCAGCUGCAGAAACACGGCUACAGUCACUCCUUCACCACGGAUGAGAAGGAUCCAGAGGAGUUCCUUACUGUCAUCAUGCACCACAUUCUUGCACUGGAUCCUCUACUCAAACUCUCAGCGGGAGGUAAAGUGCAGGAGAGUUACUGCUAUCAGAUCUUCUUGGACCAGAACCGCCUGUUGCUGCCCACCGUGCAGCAGCUGUUGGAGCAUUCCUUCCACACUGCAGCACUCAAGCUGGCAGAGGCACCAUCCUGCCUCAUCCUCCAGAUGCCUCGCUUUGGGAAGAAAUUCAAGAUGUUUGACAAGAUCAUUCCCUCUCUGGAGCUGGACAUCACUGACCUCCUCUCUGAAGGUCCUCAGCAGUGCAUGCUGUGUGGAGACUUGGCCCAGCUCGAGUGCUCCGACUGUUUCAAAGAGUCCCUUUUCAGCCACACAGGAUUCAAAAUCUUCUGCAGGAAGUGUUCAACUCAGGUGCACUCUCAUCCUCAGCGCAGAUCCCAUCAACCCAACGCCCUGGAUAUCCCCAAGGCUUACCUUCCCAGCAGCAAACCUCACACUCUGAUCAGAGACAAGCUGGAGCUGUUCGCUGUGCUCUGCAUCGAGACCAGCCACUACGUGUCCUUCAUCAAACACGGACCCAACAGCAAUGACUGGAUCUUCUUUGACAGCAUGGCAGACAGAGAAGGAGAAAGCGAUGGCUUCAACAUCCCUGAGGUUCAUACCUGCCCCGAGGUUGGCAUGUACCUUGAAAUGUCCCUAGCAGAGCUGGCCAAUCAGGUGCCUCGAGACAUGAAAGGUGUGGCCAAACGUCUCUUCUGCGAUGCCUACAUGUACCUGUAUCAGAGCCCCAGCAUGUGUCUGUAUCGCUAAGGGGACACCAGCCCAUAGCUUUCUUUUUUUGCUAAAAAUGUAAAUGGAAUUUUGAUUUGGUUUGAUAUUCUUUUAUGAAUGUGUGGAAGUACACACUUGAUCAUUUAAAAUGUGUAUGUAGAAUUGUCUGCCCUGGUUGCUGGAAAAGUUUUGUCAGGCUUAAAUAAUUUAUAUUUUCUGUGACAUUUUAAGAAGAUAAAGCAGAAGCUGACGUCGCUUGCUCAAUCAUUUUUGCACUUUUAGUACAAGGCAUUGCCAGAAAUCACUGACAUGUGUGGCAAAUGUGGUACACUGUAAUAUUUGGAUUGUGUAGAUUUCCUCUUGGUGUUUGAUAAGUUAAAAAGUUUAUACUGAAAGUGAAUGAUUGUAGAGGUUGAAAAAAAUUACCAAAGAAAAGGAAUAUAAUGAUUUCAGCGUGGCGGUCUAAUAAAUACAACUUAAAAAUA